ACAUAUUUUCAUUAUUGGACCGAAUUUACUCCCCCAUUCCUUGCUGCUGCGCGCCCCCCCAGCUCGCUAAAGAAGCCGAAACGACACCACAUCCUCUUUAAAAUGCCUAACACGGCGUCGUCUUCACAAGCCUCUGCCCUCCGCGCUCUUCCCCGACAAAUAUCUAGCCCUUAAAAAAGGAAAUGCCUUCUUUAUAGAGAUCCACAAAACCGCCACUCCCUCUGUAACAACGAACCGAUCUCUCCUCUCUCGUCUUUCUCAAUGACUUCUCCAUCUCCAGCUUCGUACGGUUCCUUCCCACCCACCGCACCCUCGUCCGCCUUCCUCACACGCGCCACCAAUAAGACAUCCACCAUCUUCGCCACCCGCCGCCCAUGGCGCGAAUUAAUUGAAUUCUCCUCCUUCGCGCGCCCAUGCUCCCUCGGCGAUACCACAAUCCGCAUAAAACGGAACCUCUCCUACUUUCGCGUUAAUUACACAAUGAUAAUCCUCUCUAUCCUCUUCUUAAGCCUCUUAUGGCACCCUCUCUCAAUGAUUGUCUUCUUAAUCGUCUUCGUCGCCUGGUUUUUCCUUUACUUCUUUCGUGACCAGCCAUUGGUGAUUUUCCACCGCACGAUUGAUGAUCGUUUGGUGCUUGGUUUGCUCGGUGUCGCUACUAUUGUUGCUUUGAUUUUCACACACGUGUGGUUAAAUGUCUUGGUUUCGCUUUUGAUUGGAGCUGCUAUUGUUGUCUUGCACGCUGCGUUUAGAAGAACUGAUGAUUUGUAUUCGGAUGAGCAAGAUGUUGCUGAUGGAAGUUUGCUUUCUUUUGUGGGGAGUCCUACGAGAGCUGGCCACACUCGCUUUUAAAAUGGCAUAAGUGCGUGAUGGUCUCCUUUUGGCUUCCUUUUUUCACGAACAGAGAUGGUCCAGAUGGUUGCCAAUAAGUUUCGAAGUACGGGUCUUUCUUUAUACGCAAUAACGUUGAGUCUCUCGAAUUGCAACGAAAAUAUUGCGGAAGAAUUUUCAUUUAAAGGUGGAUUGGCUCCAUUUGAGGAACUUGCAAGUGAAGAAUUGACAAAGGAAAGUUAGCAAUAUUGCCGUCACUGGCCAUGCAAAGUUAGUGGCUUUCCCGUUGUCACAAUCCAUGUUUUGGUGACUUUAAAAGCUUCUUUCACCAUGGGUCUCCCUUUCCCCGCUAGUUUUUUGGAAGAGUUCUUGGUUCCUAGCUUGUUUUGUGCCUGAUUGGAGGAGUGGUUCCGGAAGUGAUAUCUUUUUUUUUACUGGGUCUAUGGAAUGUGUGAGAUUAUUUUCUUUGGCAAAUAAUGAUGAUUCAGUGCGAUCUCUUUAAGUAAUAUGACCAUAAUAUCUGCUUAUGCUUAUGGUCUUUUCACGAA
Messenger RNA from Populus nigra (black poplar), 1376 nucleotides. Its product is annotated as PRA1 family protein F2-like. The transcript has 2 exons. Gene Ontology annotation, cellular component: endoplasmic reticulum; Golgi apparatus. The coding region runs from base 262 to 849 and encodes 195 amino acids. The record is from RefSeq and is a predicted model, not a curated record. Gene Ontology annotation, biological process: vesicle-mediated transport. NCBI's taxonomy places the organism in Eukaryota, Viridiplantae, Streptophyta, Magnoliopsida, Malpighiales, Salicaceae.